Dichomitus squalens LYAD-421 SS1 is the source of this 3329-nucleotide messenger RNA. RefSeq lists its product as uncharacterized. NCBI's taxonomy places the organism in Eukaryota, Fungi, Basidiomycota, Agaricomycetes, Polyporales, Polyporaceae. The record is from RefSeq and is a predicted model, not a curated record. The transcript has 5 exons. Bases 555 to 2945 code for a protein of 796 amino acids.
GACAAAUAUGAGAUUUGUAGCCAUGUGAAAACGCAUUGUCGCAUAUCCUCACAAGAAACAAGGACGCUAAACUUCCCUCGGGACUACACGCAUCCGCCUCGAGGAGAGAGCGCCGUGUCUGCCAAGUGCGAUGGAUACCAUGCUCAUAAAAGCGUGGGCACUCAGCUGACGUCGCCCCUGCGUCGGAGAGGGACAGGCAGAGACUCAGCGUGAGAUUGCCGGAGCGUUAUCCUUGAUCACUCCGACCUUUCUCAUAGCGUUUCCCGCCGGAACACAUGGCCGGAUGCAACACGGACACAUGGGCUACGGCGCGUUUGCAUGCGCCCAGGCAGAAUAUAUAAGGGGACGUACGUUGUCUGGUGAAGCCCAUCACUUUCCCCCCUGCUCUUUCCUUCAAGACCUUUGCUGGUUCGUUGAACGGCCGUUUUCUCGCCUUCUUCCCGACCAGGUGUCAUUCCACUUCUCGUCGGUGCCAUCCAGUGCAACCCGCUUGCUCUCAACCCUCCCGAGUAACAUCAUCCGGAUAGUCUUUUUUCUCUUUUUACUACUCCGAAAUGGUGUUCUCCAAGUCUCAAGCUGCUCUCGUUGUACUUUCCGUCCUCGCCUCCUCCCAGCAGGCGUUCGCCCGUAUGAAGUGGUUGGAGAGGGACGACCGCCCGGUCGUUCUCAACCCCCGUCGUUUCGGUCAGGAGCACCCCGCUGUUAUUGACAAGAUUGGCGCAGCGUGCCCCGGUCAGGUUUGCGGUGUGCUUUCCGGUCAGGCCAUCACUCCUCUUCUUGCUGCGCAGCCGGAAUGCUCGCAGCAGGAUAUGGCCGAUGCGAUCAUUGAUGCCGCGCAGCAGUUCGAUGAUACGACUAAGGCGAACUUGAUCGCUCUGGCCGUUGAGUACCGUCAGGUGGAGAAGAACACGCCCCCUGACUUCACUACCAACCCUCCGACCAACCGUAACUCCGUUUUCUGCCAGAAGGCGCCCAAGAACGCCGAGCUCAACGGUCUCGUUCAGGCACAAGACCCCGCUAACGACCCUAACGUCUUCUUCGAUCCCGCCACUAAGCAGUCCGUGCAGAAGGGAGCUCAGCCCAACACGUUCCCCUUCGGCACUGCUGGUUCUGACGACUCGGAUGCAACGGGCUCCGCCUCCAGUGCUGCCGCAACCUCCACCUCAAGUUCGGCUGCUGCCGCGACCUCGUCUGCGGUCCUCAUCGCCACCGACUCUGCCACCUCCGAUGCCGCCUCAGCCACCUCGUCUUCGGAUUGUGAGACCGUUGUCACCGUCACUGUGACUUCGUCUGCCACCGACGCUGCAUCUGCGACGGCAUCCAGCUCCGCCGCCGCCGCCUCAUCUACUGCGGCUGCUGGUGACAUCGGCAACUUCGGGUCUUGCUCGGUCCCCCAGAUUACGUUUGCCGUUGGUCUGGACAACCGCAAGGAGACCGCCUUUGAGCCCACUGAUCUCAAGUCUUUCAACCACGGCUCCGCGCAGAACAUCGACAUCAUCACCCAGUUCAUCUGCGAUACCCUGACGAACUCGUGCAAGGCCGACCAGACUGCCAAGGACACCUGCGCCAAGGCGAAGGCUGCCGCUGACACCGGAGCCCCGAAGACCGGCGUCCAGGCCGACCUCUUCAACGCUGUCUUCGGCAUCACUACCAAUUUCGCGGAUGUCACCGCGAUCGACGACCAGGGCAACCCCAUUGCAGGCACUGGCUCAUCGGCGGCCUCCGGCAGCUCUACCGCGACGACUUCGAGCGCCGUCGCCGCCGCCUCGUCUACCGCGGCUGCUGGUGGUAUUGGCAACUUCGGAUCCUGCUCGGUCCCUCAGAUCACCUUCGCCGUUGGUCUCGAUAACCGCAAGGAGACCGCCUUCGAACCUACGGACCUGAAGUCCUUCAACCACGGUUCGGCGCAGAACAUUGACAUCAUUACCCAGUUCAUCUGCGACACCCUCACGAACUCGUGCAAGGCAGACCAGACCGCCAAGGACACUUGCGCCAAGGCGAAGGCUGCUGCUGACACCGGUGCUCCCAAGACUGGCGUGCAGGCUGACCUCUUCAACGCCGUGUUCGGUAUCACCACCGACUUCGCUGCUGUCACCGCGAUCGACGACCAGGGUAACCCUAUCGCGGGAACUGGCUCGUCGGGUAACCAGGCUGCGGCCACCGGUGGUUCUGGCGCGACUGCAUCGAGCUCUGCCGCUGCUGCCUCGUCCACCGCAGCUGCUGGUGGUAUUGGCAACUUCGGGUCUUGCUCGGUCCCCCAGAUCACUUUCGCCGUCGGCCUUGACGGACGCAAGGAGACUGCCUUCGAGCCCACCGACCUCAAGUCGUUCAACCAUGGCUCCGCACAGAACAUCGACAUCAUCACGCAGUUCAUUUGCGACACCCUCACGAACUCGUGCAAGGCUGACCAGACCGCUAAGGACACCUGCGCGAAGGCGAAGGCUGCCGCUGACACCGGAGCCCCGAAGACCGGCGUCCAGGCCGACCUCUUCAACGCUGUCUUCGGCAUCACUACCAACUUCGCUAACACUCCGGCUGUCGAUGACCAAGGCAAUGUGAUCGCCGGAAGCACGGGUUCUGGUAGCGUGGCCGCCUCAUCCACCGCCGCUGCCGCGUCCACCACUGCUGCUGCGACGACCACCUCGUCGUCCGCCGCUGCGGCCACAACGACUGCCGCGGCCGCGAGCGGUCAGAACCUCCAGAAGUUCACCGGCAACCUCGGCGGUGUCACUCCUCCCGCCGUCACGAAGUUGUCCAACGGGCAGUUCCAGGUCGACGGCAACUCGGCGUUCCAGAACCUCACGAACGCCCUCGUCCGUUCGUGCGACGUCCAGCACAACAAGUGCGCCAACGCGGCCAACGCGUCGGGUAACAAGGGCGACCUUACCGUCUCUGCCUGCGGUGACCAGCAGACUCAGUGCAACGCCGCCGCUCAGCAGCAGUGAUCGUCUCGUUCAUGGUCCAUGGUUCCUAGAUACCGGGCUCCCUCCUGCGGUGCAACGAGGGUAGCUUCCACUCGACAUUCCUCCUCCUACAUUAGAGAGCCUGCUUACCUACUGUACUCACCAAUCAGCAGCGAGACUUGCUGAGGGUUACUGGAUUUCCGCACGCACCACGACGUGCCAAUCUCCUCGAUUGGCCAAGUCCGGGUUGUAUCUCUACUUUUUGCCGUUCCUUUGUCGCACUAGGCACAUACUGGAUGCACCACUGCUCGACGCUUGUAUUAGACACUCCUUAGCUAGCUAGGUCUGGAAAAGAGCAUACCCCUUCCUCAUCUGUCCUGUGUGCGCGUAUAUGUACCGAAGCAUUUCAGCACUGUGAGUUCUGGU